AUGAAAUUAAAAACUUUUACUGCCAGGCUGCUGCUGUUACUCCAGUCCGGUAGGUGGCGGUAAUGUGGUUGUAAACCAGCUCACCAGCUGCCAACACAAACAAGACGAAGAAGCAGAGGAAGCAGUAAAACGAUUCUGCUAUUUGGUAGCUUAGCCCGAAUGUGCCUCCAAAUAUGUGACAAACGUGAGGUUAACCAAUUUUCGGACACUCUCUUUAUUUUAUUUGCCAUCACCUGCAAACCAUGGCGGACUGUAAGUUUCUGUUGGACACGGACAUCUUGGCCAAAAGGGACUGUUGCUGUUUCUGCUGCUCUUGUUGUUAUUGUAGCUAGCGCUAGCGUUAGCUAAUUUAGCUCACUGCUGUCUUCGCUCUCAGCAUAACCGAUGUUGAUUCAUUGCUGCGGGACAGUGAACCGUAAAAACAAGGUAACUCUGGAGCAAGUUACAGACAUCGACAACUGUCCUUAACCAUGUUUAUGUUGCGCUUCUUGACACAUUAGUUAAUUAGCCUUAGCCAGUACUUUAGGCAAGGUUGCAGUGCACGACAUGCUAACGUUAUUUAACAAGUGAAACAUCAAAGUUACAGCUGCGUGCUUUAAGAGAAGACACCUUAGUGAAAAUGAUGUUACUAGCUAAAGUCAGCUAACACACCUACGCUGCCAGCAGUUACAGCUGUCUGCUAGUUUUAACAUGGAGCAGCAGACAGCAGCCAGUGACAUGGCUCUCGGUCUUCACCACACAUCUGUCUGAGUUGUAACGCCCGUGAAGGAGAAACCAUGUCUUGCAAAGCCGCAACCAAGGACAAGAAGCCGAGCUUCAGCAAGAAGCUGUUCAGGCGAGGCUCUGUGCGCUCUGUAGGCAGUUUCAUGAGCAGAGUCCUCAGGACACUGACGGCGCUAUCCCACUUUGGCUCUGAGGUGCAGACAGAAGAUGACAAAGAUGAUGGAGGAUUCUCCACGUUCAAAUCUGGGAGUAAAGAUGUGCCCAUGGAUGAUGGGGAGCUCGCAGGGUUUCUGUCUGGAGAGAGAGUUCCUGGAGUGUCAGGCCUCAAGAACCACGGGAAUACCUGCUUCAUGAAUGCAAUCCUGCAGUGUCUCAGCAACACUGAACUCUUUGCUGAGUACCUCGUUUUGGAGCACUACAAAGGUGACGAGCUGGAUGAGGACAAACCAAAGACAAAUGGCGUACUUCUGCAGAAGAAGGGUCCUCUGGCCAAAGGAGAAGUUACAGAGCAGCUGUCAGGACUUGUGCGGGCUUUGUGGACGUUUGAAUAUACCCCACAGCAUAGCAGGGAUUUUAAGAAUGCUGUGUCAAAAAAUGCCACCCAGUUCAAAGGGAACGCUCAGCACGAUGCUCAGGAGUUUCUGCUGUGGCUGCUGGACAGAGUACAUGAAGACAUCAACUCAGUCAACCCCAACUGCAGACCUGCUAUAAAGCCACCCAUUGAAGAAGAUGAUCAGAGCAUAGAGGGGCCGUCUCCUCCCCUCUCUGCUGGGUCAUUUGUACAAGAACUAUUUCAGGCUCAGUACAGGUCUUCUCUUACGUGCCCACAUUGCCAAAAGCAGAGCAACACGUUUGAUCCCUUCCUCUGCAUCUCCUUACCGAUCCCACUGCCACACACACGGCCCCUGUAUGUGACAGUGGUGUACCAGGGGAAGUACUCUCACUGCAUGAGGAUCGGAGUGGCUGUUCCCCUCAACAGCACCGUCUAUCGCCUCAGAGAUGCUGUGUCACGUGAGACCAAGAUCCCGAUGGACCAGUUUGUUUUGACUGAAAUGUACUAUGACGGUUUCCAUCGUUCAUUUUGCGACGAUGACGAUGAUCUCGACAUCAUUCAAGAGAGUGAUUCCAUAUUUGCCUUUGAGACACCAGAGACCUUCAAACUGGAAAACAUACGCACAAAAAGAGGAAGUCUUCUGGCAAACCUGAAUCAUAACAACUUCAAGUACGGGCCAGAGAUCAGCAGGACUCCGUCUUUCAUGCAGGGGGCCAUGACUCCUUUAUCUGCAUCCCCCAAUAAAAACCUGGGACCAGAGAAAAUGAUCCUUCUGGUGUGUAACAGGGCUUGUUCCGGCCACCAAGGAAAGAGGUUCGGACUACCUUUUGUACUGUACAUGGAACGCACUGUGACCUGGGAUGCGCUACAGAAAGAGAUCCUGGAGAAAAUGCGUCAUCUUUUGAGGCCAGGUGUCUACAUUCAGGUUGGACCUUUCAGUCUUCGGGUGGUCGGCGUUGUUGGUAUCACCUACCUCCUUCCUCAAGACGAGCGACCACUGUGUCACCCAACAGUGGAAAGAGCCUACAAGUCCUGUGGACAAGGAGGGCCGCCGCAUGUGAAGAUUGUGGUGGAGUGGGACAAAGAGACCAAGGACUAUCUGUUUGGACACACUGAGGAGGAGUACAUUCCUGAUGCUGAGAGUGUGUAUCUGCACAGGGAGCAGCAUCAUCAGCCGCAGGCCUGCACCCUCGCCCAAUGCUUCCAGCUCUACACUAAGGAGGAGCAGCUGGCCCCAGAUGACGCCUGGCGCUGUCCCCACUGCAAGCAGCUGCAGCAGGGCCGCAUUAAGCUCAGCCUGUGGACGCUGCCGGAUGUGCUUAUUCUGCAUCUCAAGAGGUUCAGACAGGAAGGGGACCGGAGGGUGAAGAUGCAGAACAUGGUGAGGUUCCCACUGAUGGGCAUGGACAUGGCACCUCAUGUGGUGAAGAGAAGCCAGAGCAGCUGGAGUUUGCCUUCCCACUGGUCGCCAUGGAGACGCCCAUAUGGCCUGGGAAGAAACCCCGACGACUACCUGUAUGACCUGUAUGCUGUGUGCAACCACCAUGGGAACAUGCACGGAGGCCACUACACGGCGUACUGUAAGAACUCCAUUGAUGGUCAGUGGUACUGCUUUGAUGACAGCGAGGUUUCAUCAGUACCUGACGAUGACGUGUGUCAGCAGACGGCCUACAUACUGUUCUACCAGCGGAGGACAGUUAUCCCCUCCUGGUCUGCUAACAGCUCUGUUGCUGGUUCCACCAGUUCAUCCCUGUGUGACCACUGGAUCAACCGGUUACCUGGUAGUAGGCCUGCUAGCUUGGCCUCCGGAGCCUCAUCCAGACGCACCUCUCUGGCAUCGCUGGCUGAGUCAGUAGAGUUUCCAGGAGAACGCAGUGAAGAUGAUGGAGGAUUCUCUGUUCGCCCUUUUGUCAGGAGCAUUCAGCGCCAGAGCUUGUCUUCCAGGUCAUCCAUCGCUAGUCCCUUAGCCUUCAGCGACAGUGGGAUAAAGCCUUCCUGGUCUCUCUCCGCAAAGCUGCACAUGAGAUCCAACUCCCCCUCACGUUUCUCCCUCGACUCUCGAUGUUCUCCUCCUCUGGAGAGGAUAGGCGAGGCCUGCGAUGACAAAGUUUCCACGUCCUGUUUUGGCAGCUACAGUAGACACGAACGCUACUUCGGCAGCAGGACUCCCCUGUCCAUGAUGGAGAGCAACUUCAGUGACCAGGACAACAACAAAAGGUUCCUAGACAUGAUGUACUGCAGGGCUCCCACUCCAGUGGAUAAGAAGAGCACCAAAAAUGAGCCAACUGAAAACAACAACCAGAUCACAGCUAUAGACCAAAACAUUCUACCCGCCCAAGCUACUCCUUCCAAAGAGCAGAAGCGUAAGAGCAGUAUAGGAGGAUUUGGCUCAAAGGCAGAAAGCACAGGCUCCACAAAGAGUUCCAGCAAAGUGGAGCAAGAGAAGACUUCCAAAAAACGUUUGUGCGCAACCCACAAGACUUCCACUGCUGAGACGUCUUCCGGUACACCUGUGAAAGGCAAAAAGGUGAGCAAUACUAAAGAAAAGAGUGUAAAGAAAAGCACCGCUACAUCCUGUGGAACUCCCUCCAAAACAAAGGAGGCAACUCGGCCUCUAGAUGCAACGCCACAACGGAAGCCAUUAGUGAGCUCCACACCUCAGUCCUCAGCUUCUCCCUCGCCCACUGCAAAGAAGAAUUCCAGUGUCACUGAGAAAAACUCCACGAGUGGUCGGAAAAGGCUGGUAGAAAGGAGCUACAGCAGAGAUUCUAUGCACACGAGUCCCCUGGUCGACAGUCUCCGAGGCAACUUGGCAUCGCACUCUUCACUGUCUAAGAGUGGUGACAGCACCCGGCCUGAGAGGAGAUCAGUGAGGAGCUCCAGCAGCAGCUCUUCCGUCACUAGCCUGCGCUCCCCGAGCAUAUCCACCAGAGACCUGCAGCGCAGCAGCAAAUCUGAGGAAAAAGGGUUGUCUUUCUUCAAGAGCGCCCUCCGACAAAGGGAAAGCCGCCGGUCGGCUGAUUUAGGAAAAAGCACCUUGCUUGCCAAAAAGGCCUCAGAGAGGACAUGCAAGCAGAACGGACAAGCUAAGGACAUGGGUGGUGAUACUGGAAAAACAGGAGACGCUGUGUCUUCACAGACGUCCGUAGAGACUAAUGGAGGUGAGACAAAGUCAGAGACAAAGGAGUCUUCCAAGCCCCCCAGCUCUCUCAGUCGCACUCUGUUAAACGUCGGCAAGUCCAAGUCUUCCACUUCUGAAGUAAGUCUCAAGUCUCCCUCGAACGGGAAGAAGCCUCUCGAAAGGAUGGCGUCUUCCCGAAAGCUGUCAUCAAGCAUGCAAUCUCCUGCAUGUACAACAAAGAGGCCUCAAUGAUAUAUUCAUAGUAGUUACAUUGAACUCGCAUAAUGCAGCUAUUUUCUUUGUGCCUAAGUUUCAGUGAGCGCCGGGUGUAUUUGUAAAGAGACACAUUUUUUGAUGUUACCGUUUUGUACACUGGAAUCAGAUACACACGCUGGCGUUGAAUUACAAAUAGUGGCAGACGGCUUUGGGAAAUUUUAGCUGUGCUGCAUAGAAAGUAAAGUACUGUACAUCAUCUGCAUAUUUUGGGUGCCAAACAGAUGCUUGGUAUGCCGCCAGUUUGAGUUUUUGGAGCUGUGUGUAUUGUUACCAAUUACACCUUUUGAGCAUUAGGUAAUGUUUUGAUGCGAGUGAGACAAUCGCUUGACACGUUCGAUGUUUCCCUGGCAUGGCGGGUACAUGAGCAUGCCAUAUGCAUUCAGCUGUACAGCACAAGU
Molecule: messenger RNA, 5071 nt
Organism: Epinephelus lanceolatus (giant grouper)
Lineage: Eukaryota; Metazoa; Chordata; Actinopteri; Perciformes; Serranidae
Gene: usp31
Product: ubiquitin specific peptidase 31
Biological process (GO): protein deubiquitination
Molecular function (GO): cysteine-type deubiquitinase activity
Source: RefSeq, a predicted model, not a curated record